This is a messenger RNA of Maniola jurtina (meadow brown), 1175 nucleotides long. RefSeq names its product probable RNA polymerase II nuclear localization protein SLC7A6OS (gene fs(2)ltoPP43). The coding region runs from base 126 to 1100 and encodes 324 amino acids. NCBI's taxonomy places the organism in Eukaryota, Metazoa, Arthropoda, Insecta, Lepidoptera, Nymphalidae. The transcript is spliced from 4 exons. Gene Ontology annotation, biological process: developmental process. The record is from RefSeq and is a predicted model, not a curated record.
AUGAAAAUGUAUUAUGUUUUGUAUUGUAAAUUUUGUUUCUCAUUCUCAAAAAUAUAAUACAUAUGAAUUGAAUUGAAAUACGAAACAGUUAAAAUUGUCAGGAUAGGUGUACGAAUUUUAAAACGAUGGCUGCGUCCACGGUACUACGAGUAAAGCGCAGGCUUGAAGAUAAUCCGCAAGAUGCUCUUGUGCUCGUAUGUAAACGUAGGAAAACUGACUCUGAUGAAGUUUCUCCAUCACUCUUCGUAUUUAGAGGCAGUGUGGAAACUCAGGAACCUACACAUGUAAAAAACAUAGCCCCACUAGCCAACAUCACACCAAAACAAGUCACCAAUGUAAAUGAUAUAAUUCAGAAAAUGCGUAAACAAAGGAAAGAGUUCUCAACAGAAAGUCGUUAUGAAAUCGUCAAUCUGAGCCGAGGUUUGAAAGAGGAAUCAGAUUUUGAUUUGGUGGAUUUACAAAAAAAAGAGGAUGAGAAAACGGAUGUGGAGUAUAUUUAUGAUCUGUACACGCCGGCCAAAGAAGACUUUGAUAUAUCUAUGUUGGAUAAUCUAGUGAGUAUAGAAAACUAUGAAACAGACCUAAUAUUCGGGUCAUACAGAGACAAUGGUCUACAGUCCUCAGAGGAAGAUAGUGAGGACUCCAAUGCAGAGAAUGAUUGGAGGAAUGAGUACCCUGACUCUGACCCCAGCAGCAUCGAUGAGGAGGACAUGAUCAAGGCUGUUGAGAAGUGUAACAUAGAAGACGACCUUUCAAGUGACGCAGGCGAAGACAAAAUCUAUGAUGAGCCGGCAGAUUUGUACCAUGAAGAUGUCAAACGGUACGGCGAAGCAUACGCCAAGUACAAAGCGAGAGUACUGUCAGAACAACCUGAUUUAGCUGAACCAAAACUUUCUGACAGAAGAAUUUCUCACGAGAAAUUUUCUGAAGAGAAUUUAGCAGAUAGCAGAAAUUUCGUGCAUUGCACUAAGAUGGAUGACGAUGGAUACAAAGGCGAUAGUGAUGACGGUUUCUAUUACGGGCAAGACGAGGACUCUGAACAGUUUAAGGAACAAUACGCUGAUGUCAGUGACACUUCUGAUGUUUAUGAACCAGAUUGAGUUUCAUGAAAAUCUGAUUAGUUUUUUUUAUAAGAAGAUUAUGUAAGUUUGUUUGAAUUAUAUUUUUAUACAAUA